AUGGCUUCUGUAAUUCUUCUUUUUCUUCUCACUCUUUCAUCCCCUCUCUUCUUUGGCCAAACACUCAAGCCCGUAGAGGCAGGAGACAAACUAAUUGAAAGUGCAUGCCACACUGCUGAGGUACCAGUAGUAUGCAUGCAGUGUGUAAAAUCUGACGAGCGUUCGGGGAAAGCCGAUGCGGUAGGGAUUGCCAACAUCAUCAUCGACUGUUUGAUGAGCCACUCUAGCUACUUGGCAAGCAACAUGUCGAAUUUAGCUUCUAAUCCUGAACACAAUGCCACAAAAUCAGCCUAUGAACAUUGCUUCCUGCACUGUUCUGAUGCAAAGACGGCGCUCAAUUCAGCAGCUUUGGAGCUAAAGAAUGGCAGCUAUGAUAGCGCUGAACUGUCCUUGCGCGAAGCAGCGCUAUAUCAAGGCACAUGCCGAUAUGAGUUUGUGAGUUCAAACGAGACUUAUGUGCCGCCUAAUGUUUACUAUGAUCUGAAGGUCUUUGAUAUACUAACUGUGGCUGCCUUCAGAAUUAUAGAGAAACUCUGA
This is a messenger RNA of Vitis riparia (riverbank grape), 537 nucleotides long. RefSeq lists its product as uncharacterized. Gene Ontology annotation, molecular function: pectinesterase inhibitor activity. The record is from RefSeq and is a predicted model, not a curated record. The coding region runs from base 1 to 537 and encodes 178 amino acids. The transcript has a single exon. Gene Ontology annotation, biological process: negative regulation of catalytic activity. NCBI's taxonomy places the organism in Eukaryota, Viridiplantae, Streptophyta, Magnoliopsida, Vitales, Vitaceae.